AGGGUUAUGAAACCCGGAUCACACAUGGUCGUGCUCUUCUUCGGUUUUCGAGGGAAACCUAUUCUAUGACUAAUUGUACCGACCUUUUGUAAAAACUUUACGAUUAACAGCAGUCAUCUCUAUCGCGAUUUUAUUUAAACAAUCGUUUUAAGAAAACACUUUUGUAACAUCGCUCACUAACUCGUUCACCAAGGUCACAAGUGGCAGUGGAUGUGUUGGAAGCUAAGGCUUGAACACAUGUGCUCGUUGUAAAGUUAAAACGCAGAGGAGCAAGCUGAAAUAUGGCUGGACUUGUGAACUUUGAGGAUGAGAAUGAAGUGAAGCAGUUUUUGGACAACCUGGGAGUGGAGUUCAGCUUCCAGUGCUACAAAGAGAAGGAUCCUGAAGGGUGCCAAAGGCUGGCAGACUACUUGGAUGGAGUGAAGAAGAGCUAUGAAUCUGCAGCACAGGUGCUCAAACAUAACUGUGAAACAAAUGGACAUGGAGAAAGCUGCUAUAAACUGGGGGCUUAUCAUGUCACGGGAAAAGGUGGAGUGACUGAGUGUCUGAAAACAGCCUACUCCUGCUUUAUGCGCUCCUGCAACGCCGGAGGCAAGAAGUCUGUAGAUGCCUGUCAUAAUGUUGGUCUGUUAGCCCAUGAUGGACGAGCUAUGGAAGGCGGACCUGACCUUACGGCAGCUCGGCGGUACUAUGAGAAGGCCUGCGCCGGUGGCUUUGCUCCUUCGUGCUUUAACCUCAGUGCUUUGUUCAUUGAGGGCAAUUCCAAGGGCCUGGCACCAGAUAUGACUCUAGCUUUGAAGUUCGCUGACAGGGCUUGUGAGCUGGGACACGUGUGGGGCUGCGCCAAUGCAAGUCGCAUGUACAGACUGGGGGAUGGUACAGAGAAGGAUGAGAAGAAAGCAGAGGAGCUGAAGAAUCGAGCGAGGGAGCUGCAUGGUUUAGAGAAGGAAAGGCAGCUCAAAUUUGGGGUGUGAAUGUGCCACGCUCGACUAUAUUAUCAAUGU
Xiphias gladius (swordfish) is the source of this 1004-nucleotide messenger RNA. RefSeq names its product cytochrome c oxidase assembly factor 7. Gene Ontology annotation, cellular component: mitochondrial intermembrane space. NCBI's taxonomy places the organism in Eukaryota, Metazoa, Chordata, Actinopteri, Istiophoriformes, Xiphiidae. The coding region runs from base 282 to 974 and encodes 230 amino acids. Gene Ontology annotation, molecular function: protein binding. The transcript is spliced from 3 exons. The record is from RefSeq and is a predicted model, not a curated record.